Messenger RNA from Heterobilharzia americana, 1773 nucleotides. Lineage: Eukaryota; Metazoa; Platyhelminthes; Trematoda; Strigeidida; Schistosomatidae. The record is from the annotation of a GenBank genome assembly.
CAAGGGCGGCGCGGUUUUAUGGUUUCAUUGCACUUUGUGGUAAAUGAAGGCUGCUCACUAACCUCUGUUGAUCGUUGUAUAACCUGAUAGUACUCACUACAGCUUUUGGAUUAUUUUACAACAGCAUACUAUUUGAAUAGUUUGGAAUAGCAUCCAAUGGACCGGUUUAAAACUUUCUUACCAUAUUGUGUGAUAACGCUAGGAAGUUCAUUCCCUUUUGGAUAUCAAACAGGAGUUAUUAAUGCACCUGCUGAAUUGAUAAAACUCUUUAUAAAUUCUACUUUUGUUGCUAGAAUAAAGAGUUGUGAUAAGCAUUGUAUUGAUUUGAUUUGGUCAAUUUGUGUUACUUCAUUCCUUGUUGGAGGAUUUUUCGGUGGUUUCGUUGGUGGUAUUCUAGCUAAUAAGCUUGGUCGGAAAAAGUCAUUAUUUCUACUGUCUAUUCCUACAAUUAUUGGAUCACUUCUGAUGUUGUUUUCAAAAUUGACCAAUUCCUUUGAAAUGAUCAUCGUUGGUAGAUUCAUAAUUGGAAUCGCGUGUGGUGCUCACACAGUUGUUGGACCGAUGUACCUAUCGGAAAUAGCUCCAGUUACACUUCGUGGAGCUGCAGGCACAUUCAACCAGUUUGUAAUUGUUUGUGCCAUUUUGCUGUCACAAGUGCUUGGUCUACCCGAAAUUAUGGGAACCUCCGAAUUAUGGCCUUAUCUACUCGGUUUAUGUACUGUUUCCAGUGUUAUACAUGUUGCAUUCUUAUUCACUUGUCCUGAAAGUCCUACCUAUCUGUAUAUUGUUAAAGGGGAUCGUCGAAGAUCAGAAAAUGCACUUAUUUCUUUAAGAGGCCAUAACUGUGAUGUACAAGCUGAGUUGGAGAUAUUAAAAAGAGAAAUUGAAUGCUCACCUACACACAAAUCAAAUAUCUGUGACUUACUUCGUAUUCCUUACUUACGAUGGUCGUUGAUUAUAGCUUUGGUACCGCAUAUCGGUCAACAGUUUUCUGGUAUAAAUGGGAUUCUUUACUACUUUGUCAGCCUAUUCAUAUCGAAUGGUUUAACAGAAAAAGCAGCAAGCUAUGCCAAUCUUGGUACUGGGGCUACAAUUCUGAUUGGUGCAUUAGCGUCACUAUUUAUUAUUGACAGUAAAGGUAGACGUCCUCUGUUGAUAUUUAGUGUGUCCGUAUGUCUUUGCAGCUUUUCACUUUUCACUCUGGCAUUAAUAAUUAAACAAGCCACCGGAAUUAAUUGGCUUACAGUUGUAUCGAUCGGACUGACUUAUACUUUUUUGUUCGGAUUCUCAGUUGGUUUAGGUUCUAUCCCAUGGUUUUUGGUCUCUGAAUUGUUCACUCAAGAGAAUCGAGAUGCUGCUGUCAGCAUUGCUGUUGCCACUAAUUGGAUGUGUAAUGCUGUAGUGGCAUUAGUAUUCCCUCAGCUCAUUCUUCAUAUCGGUAUUUAUGCCUUCAUGCCGUUCAUUUGUGCUCUAACAGUUGUCUUGAUAUUUAUUAUUCGAUAUCUGCCUGAAACAAAAGGACGAACUCCAGCUACUAUUGAAGCUUUCUUUAUGCGUUCUUAUGCUCAGCGUGCAAGAGAAACACAUGAAAAUCAUGAGUAUACUGAUGUUACAAUUCAAGAAGAAGAUGGACAAACUCAGAUUAGUUUGGUGACUUAGAUUGUUGUAUAAUCCAGGAUAUAUAUGAUAACGUUAUUCUCAGGGAAUAAUCGUAUUAUAAUCCUAUUCUCAUCAUAAACAGCGAUGUUUCUGUCCCCUCGAUUUUUUACACUC